AUUGUCUCUCCGCUCUCCAUCAUCAUCUGCACUGCGAGGCGAGCGGGGAGCGCUAACAAAAUGUCAACUGGAUCAUGGACGUGAGCGGGUGGUGCUGCGCCGUGGCCUGCCGCAACAAGUUGCCCUCGCCAUGCGGAUCCACUGCAGAGUACUUGUGCUCGCCUUGUGCCUCGGAGUUUUCUUACUUUUAUACUUUUUAGGGGGAAACACUGCGGACGAGCCGCUGUUGAAACAAGUUGUAAUUUUGAAGCCAGAGGAGAAGCGCAACUCUUCACCGUCGCCAUCGGAGCUCGGACGCGAUGUUGCAGCGAAGUUUGCGGCAAAGAAACCACCGCUCAAGGCUCGGAAAGAGGGGAAAGCAGUCAUCAAAGUGGCAAAUGCGAAAAGCAAACAGCGAAGCAAUGUGGGCCGACCUGUGACGAAACGAGCCCGAGCGGGGGAGGACAUGCACCUGGCUGUGGUAGCCUGUGGGAACCGUCUGGACGAGACCCUGACCAUGGUUAAAUCGGCCCUCCUGUUCAGCUUGAAGAAGAUCACAUUUCACAUAUUUGCAGAAGACCCACUGGCCCCGCUGUUUGAAGAGAGGCUGAAGCAGUGGCCCCGCUCUGUCACAGCUAAGUUUCACUUCACCAUCUACCCCAUCACCUUCUCAGUGGGUGAUGCGGAAGAGUGGAAGAAGCUGUUCAAGCCAUGUGCUGCACAGAGACUCUUCCUCCCUGUCAUUCUGAAGGAUGUAGACUCUUUGCUCUACGUUGACACAGAUGUACUAUUCCUCCGGCCCAUGGAUGAUGUCUGGAGUUUCUUUAAAGCUUUCAACAGCUCCCAACUUGCCGCCAUGGCCCCAGAGCAUGAGGUCCCAAAGAUCGGAUGGUACAGCCGCUUCGCACGGCAUCCUUUUUACGGGGUCACAGGGGUUAAUUCUGGAGUGAUGCUCAUGAACCUCACGCGGAUCCGCAGCACACUGUUCAAAAACAGUAUGAUCCCCAGUGGCCUGUCGUGGGAGGAUCUGCUAAAUCCACUCUACCAGAAGUACAAGAACCACAUCACCUGGGGUGACCAGGACCUCCUCAACAUCAUUUUUCAUUACAACCCAGAGUGUCUUUUCAUCUUCCCCUGCCAGUGGAAUUACAGGCCUGACCACUGCAUGUAUGGAAGCAACUGUAAAGGGGCCGAACAGGAGGGUGUGUCCAUUCUGCAUGGAAACCGCGGAGUGUAUCAUGAUGACAAGCAGCCGGCCUUCAAAGUUGUCUAUGAUGCAAUCCGUGAUUAUCCCUUUGAAGACAACAUGUUCCAAUCCCUGUUCUACCCCAUUCAGACUAAGUUCCUUGACACAGUCAACACUUUGUGUGGUCGAAUCCCUCAAGUUUUCCUGAAGCAGAUAGAAAAGACUAUGAGGAAAGUGUUUGAGGACAAAGUGAUUCGCCAUGCCCGGCCCCGCAAGUAGCUGCUGGUGUGAAGAACAGAAAACAAACAGUGAUAAUUGUGUUGGUAUCACUCAAGCCAUGGAAUGUUACUCUUCUGUUGAGCCUUCUAAUUGACACAGGAAAGGAAAUAUGAAGAAAUGAACCUAUGAGCAGCAUACAGUGCAGGUCAUUGAUGCUGCAUGAUCAGCAUGUAAUUUUCAUUUGCCACCUGUGAACAAAAUUAUUAAAUUGAAGUGAAAAUGUUUUUUCAUGUUUGAAGAAAGGCCUUUCAUCUUUUCUACAUCCCCUUAAAACCAGCAUCUCAUAUUGUCAAGUAAAUCAUCAUCAUAUUCUGUUGUAGUCAUGUUCCAUGACAGACCUCAUUCACUGGUCCAAAGGGGGAAUGCUUUUUUUUUUAAGAUAUAUAUAUUUUAUUUAAGGCUUCAUGUGUACAAUGAUGUGUCAAAUUACUUUAAUUUAGUGUUCGGAUUGUUUUGUCAAAUCAGUGUACAUAUUUUAUCCCUAAAAUUUUAUUUUAUCAGUAGUCACCCUUUUUUAUUUUUCAUGCAAUGAAUGUAAGGGGAAGAGCAAUCAAAUCAAUAUGGGGUAAAAUUACUACGCAUAAAAGACAUGUCACAGUAGUACAGUGGUCUUAGUAUGGCUUAAUCUGACUGUUAUGGUUUGAGUGUUUCCUUAUUUAUCAAAUUUAUAAAAUAUACAUUUUAUAUCAAUACAAACUGAAUUAUCUUUAUUGAGCAAAUUUCAACACUACACCAAAUUAUAUUUAUUAUCACAUUGAUAAUUUGCUAUACCCAGAAAUAAACAGUAAUAAGAUGUUUAAUAACUAACACAAAAAGCACAAACUUGAAAAUUAUGGACAUCUUUGAACUGUGUUAUGAAGACCACUUAAUUUAUUGUGAAGCCUCUUUUUCAGAAAUACAUUUUAAAAUUGAAUGACAAAUUUAAAUGUUGAAUUAUGUAUUAAACCGUUUACCCAUCUGGCUUUCAGUAAGUGUGCUCGGUUUGGACAUGCCAAAUGGUGUCCCAUGUUUACCGUGCACUUCUACUCUGAUGCUUUUUUAAGUUUUACCUUUUACUACAAUGUCUUUAACCACUCUUAUAAGAUGUGAAUGUUUUACUUGAAAAGAAAGCCUGUGGUUGAAUUUUGGUGCAAUGCCAAAUGACAGUAUUAAAUGCAGCACAAAAAAAUACUUUUGCCAAACAUACCGAAUGCUGAAAUGCACUUUGAGAAUUGCACAGAUCAGGGCAAGAGUUUUUUUUUUUUUCUCAGUGAAUCUGAACCAACUGUGUAAGAAGAGUGUGUGCCAUAUGAAACAUCACAUGUGUCAUAUUUUCUAUUAUCUAAAAACUGUUUGAGAUAGAGGAGUAUGCCUGGAUGUAUUUCUGAUAUAAUGUCAUGUCAUUGAACUGGAAUUAAGUAAAGGUGGAUUUUUUGAAGAAA
Boleophthalmus pectinirostris (great blue-spotted mudskipper) is the source of this 2865-nucleotide messenger RNA. It is a transcript of the gene gxylt2, whose product is annotated as glucoside xylosyltransferase 2. Lineage: Eukaryota; Metazoa; Chordata; Actinopteri; Gobiiformes; Gobiidae. The coding region runs from base 131 to 1444 and encodes 437 amino acids. The transcript is spliced from 7 exons. Gene Ontology annotation, biological process: protein O-linked glycosylation via N-acetylgalactosamine. The record is from RefSeq and is a predicted model, not a curated record. Gene Ontology annotation, molecular function: UDP-xylosyltransferase activity.